AGUGCGUCACUUCCGGUCUGUUUGUGUCGGCGCUGAAGUAAAAUGGCUGCAGCAACUUUGAUAGAAACCUCUUCGAGUAGAGAUGCUAUUGCUGAAGGGCUGCUUGACCUCCUGAAACCUGCGAUUCAACAGCUGGAUUUACAUGUCCAUUCAGUCAGAGAGAGCCAGGUUGAAUUGAGAGAACACAUAGACAAUCUGGCCACAGAAUUAUGCAGGAUAAAUGAACAUCAAAAGGUCGCUCUAGACCUGGACCCAUAUGUAAAGAAACUGCUGAAUGCAAGGCGUAGAGUGGUCCUGGUGAACAACAUUCUGCAGAAUGCUCAGGAACGUUUGAGGCGACUCAAUCACAAUGUGGCGAAGGAAACAGCCCGAAGAAAGACCAUGCUGGAGGCUUCGGGGGUAUUCACCUCCCGCUCCCCCAGUAAACCCUGAUACUACUGCUGCUGUUUUCCACAGCAAAUACUGAAGUGUCUCAACCAAGAAGGACGGAGAAAUACUGGAAAAUGAGGAUGACAAGUCGGAGGUGCACGUCUGUCAGUAACACGGAACAUGAAUGCUUCCAUUUCGGAAUAAAAUCCAACAUUCAGUUUGUGUUCAGAUAUGUACCCGGUCCCAUUGAUAAAGUGAGUAAUACAUAUGCCUAAUAAUAAUAAUGCUCCAUGUCCAUUAAUUCUUCAGCUGAUGUUGAGACAAAUAUUUCUAUACACUUAACACACUAAGUGUCAUAGAAGUUCAGAACAAACAUGUCUGAUGAUGACACUGGUCUGGCUGAUCAGGUGGACAGUUAUCCAGACUUUUCUAAUUGGUAUUAACACUGCUUUCCAUGAUUUUCUCCCAUGUGCCCAUUAUGUAUAAAUCUCUGGUUCCGUAUCGGUACACAGCCCAGUGCUCUUGAUGUGAUUUAAUAUUAUAUGAUAAUAAGGAAUCUGAUAGCACGUGUUGUCUUCAAGUUUAUAUGAUAUAACGUCUGUUUUUCACAUGUAUUAAGGGUUGUUUAUAAAAUAUACACUAACAUGUGUUCUGUACAUAUAGAAGACUGGGAACUAAAGGGGCACAAGUGACAUGUAGGGCAAGUAGGAAAUCUUUUCUCUCCAAAAAUGACACAACUGAAAUGACAAUUAUUAAUGAUGAUAUGUUUGAAGAUGAUGAAACGAUGGUUGUAAUUAAAAGAAACCUAAAAACAAACAUGGGCAAA
Molecule: messenger RNA, 1195 nt
Organism: Sphaeramia orbicularis (orbiculate cardinalfish)
Lineage: Eukaryota; Metazoa; Chordata; Actinopteri; Kurtiformes; Apogonidae
Gene: snapin
Product: SNAP associated protein
Exons: 4
Coding region: 43-432 (129 amino acids)
Biological process (GO): regulation of synaptic vesicle exocytosis; lysosome localization; synaptic vesicle exocytosis
Cellular component (GO): synaptic vesicle; BORC complex; BLOC-1 complex
Molecular function (GO): SNARE binding
Source: RefSeq, a predicted model, not a curated record